Macrosiphum euphorbiae (potato aphid) is the source of this 3693-nucleotide messenger RNA. The record is from the annotation of a GenBank genome assembly. NCBI's taxonomy places the organism in Eukaryota, Metazoa, Arthropoda, Insecta, Hemiptera, Aphididae.
AUGGAGAACUUAGUCGAUGACUCUUAUGUUGCACGUGGCCUAGGUUUGAUAACUGCAACUGUUGGACGUCAAUCAGAAUUUUACUUGUACUCAAAAUAUGAUAAUAGUUUUGAAAACAUCGUAAUUAGGCUCAAUGGACGGAACGGUGAAAUUGGUCAAAUCACAAUAUUAAGCAAAAACCCUACAAAUAUUGUUGAACCGAAAUCAAUUCCCAUGGAUUAUAUUUAUGAUAAAGAUCGAAUCAAAGUUACUUACACACCAUUCGCAGAAGGAGUGUAUACAUUAACUCUAGUACGAAACACUUUAUCCAUUUGCCGCUCUCCAUACUACAUAUCGGUAGAAAAAAGCCCGACAAAUUCUAGAUCUCAAAUUCGGUUAGGUACAAAGAAAUAUAAACCAGUAACUAAGUUUGCUAAAUCUAAACAUUCAACUCUUGAAACAUGUGACAAUAGUAUAAAUGUUAUUGAACCCAGCAAACCAUCUAUUUGUGAAAAUAUUCUUCCAGAAUCUGAAAAAAACUCUAUACGAACAGACGUUAUGUCUAUAGUAACAAAAUUUGAAUCAAAUAGUAUACAUUUUCAAAAAAGGGUUCAUAAAAGUACAUCUAGCAUAUCCGAAAAAGGUUCGGAAACUGAUAUGAUUAAUGAAAUUCCAAAGUAUUCGAAUAUUCCACCAAUAAUUGAAACCGAAAACGUCCAUGAUAAUUAUGUCAGUGAUUUAAAUUCACCUAGCAUUCAUUCAAAAACAAAAUCCACUGACAAAAACUUUUGGAAUGACAUAGAUAUUACCUAUAAAAAUAGUAAAUCAAGUGAUAUAAAUACUAUAGAUUUUGAAAGUGAGCGAAUAAAGAAGCCCAUUGCAAAGAUCAAUAAACAUUUUGAAAUUACAAAAGAUAUACCUGAGGUAAAAAAUAUAUCAUCAACUCGCUUACAACCUACAAACAGUGUAUUGGUGGAAAGUUUAAAAAUUGAGAAUUUACAUGACGUAGAAAAACACAAUCAAACGAUUAAAACAAUUGAGCUUAUGGACGAAAACAAACUGAUUGAAAAACGUUUAGACCCUACCACUAGAAUAUAUGAAUCCGAAAUCAAAUGCAUAGACAACGAGCCAUGUAUACAAAAUGAAGUAUCGUGUUUUGAUGAUGAAGACAGAAAAACUGUAGUUGUAAUGGAUAGUAACGAUAUAGAAUCAAAUCCAAAUGAUACUGUGAUUCAACAAAUUACUGAUUCGGCACAAUACAAUAUCAACACUCCUUUUGCAAGUGUUAUUACAAAAAUAACUAAUAGUAUUUGUGAAAAAUGUUCUAUACAAGUGUUAAAAAUAAUUUCCGAGUUUCCUAGGGAUAUAAACAUAACACAUAAAAACAAUUCAAAUGAAAUGCGUUCGAGCUUUGAAACUCUUCUUGCACAGCCAAUUAGCAUUAAUAUUAAUAUAGAUAAUAUGUUUGAACAACCCAUUAGUGCCAAAAAUGAACAUGAUAGUGAACAUUUACUGACUAUUAAUCCAACAAAAAUAAAACACAUUGGUACAAUCGAUAAAGACAUAAAAUGUAGUUAUUUAAAUGAAAUUGAACCAAUCGAUAAUAAUUCUGAUGAAGUAUGUAGUAAUAUCAAUAACAUGUCUAAAGAAUUAAUGAUAAAACAAAAUAAACACAAUAGUAAAAUAGAUGAAAUUAUUAAAGAUGAAAUAUCCGAUCAUUGUAUCGUACCAUUUGCCGAACAUAAUACAGCUGAUAAUCUCAAUACAGUACGCAAAAACAACGAAUUGUCUACAAAUGAAAUAAUGAAAAUAAAAUAUUCAACAACUAAUGAAGAUAAUGUAUUACACUCCAAUCAAUUGAAUAAUAACACCAUUCAUAAAUCAGAUAAUAAAAUGGAAAUACAAAGACGACAUUUACAGAAAUCCUCAGAACAUAGUAUCGACUUAAAUAAAACAAACCAGUUUCAUGAAAAUAUCAACAAAGAAUUGAAUCAUAUAAGUAAAGAAAGUGACAAACCUUUAGCCACAAGUGAUUUAGUAACAAUUAAUUAUGAUAAAAACCCAAAUUGUGAAUUCAACUUCAAUAACGCUAUCAUCCCGGAUGUAAAUACAAAUAUUCAAAGUUCUGUAAUAAAUAACAUAGUAUUAGCGUCAAAGGAAGUUACAUUAGCGACUACAGAAUAUAAAUCAGAAGAUAAUGAAGAACAGACAAAUAAUAUAUCUUAUAAAAAUGUUGCAUUAACUUCGAUCCAAAAUGAAAACCAAAAAUUAAUGAUUGAAAAGUCAAUUGAACCUGUUUUAAAUAGUUUCAAAAACAAAAUGGUUGAAAAAAUUACACAAUUAUAUUUAAAUAGGGAUUUAUCAAAUACAGAUAAUACUUCAACUUUUGAAACCCACGAUAAACAUCCAACAAAUAAUUUACAUGAACUUCAAAUUAAUAACAACGCUAAUAAUACAGAAUUAAAUACUAAAUGUAAUGAAACACUCACGUCACAGUUAAAAAAUGUUAUUGACAAAAAUGAAAUAUCAGAAAUAAUAUUAGACCAACAAAAAACGGAUAAUAACCAUCUACUUAAAUAUGUUGAAAAUAUAAUAAAAACAAAAAUAAAUCCAAGUGGUUUGUAUGCGCAUACAUUAGGUGAAAUAAAACUUCACACACUUGUAAAUACAGCCAUGAAUCACCCAAAUGAUCAACAAAUUGACAAAGAGCUUAAAAACACGAUAAUAGACAACGAUACCCAAGAUGACAAGUUAAAGAAAAUUAAUAAUGAUGAAAUAGUACAAGAUAUAGAGGCCAUGUUGGUUGAAACACCAAGUGUUACAAUAAUUAAAAAUACAGAUGAACUAAAAUUACCUAAAAACGAAGAAACAGUUACAACUCAAUGUAAAAUUCCAUUAACAAAUGACUUUGAUACUAUAGAGAUAGAAAAUAUAAACACAAAUAGCAAACAAGAAAUGCAAACAAUCAAUGUAAAUGAAAAUGAUACAAUUGUAGAAACUAACGCCGUGGAAAUAAAAACGGUUGCAAACUUUCAAAAAUCACACAACACAGAAAUGAUUACUCCAAUCAUAGAACUUCGGCCAACAUUAGAAACACGAAUAAUGAAUACUUCAGAGCUUGUAACAGUAGAAGAAAAUAGUUCAAAAGAAAUUCAAACUACAAUAGAAAUCAUUGACUCAAUUAAUAUACCCGAAGAAACUAAUGCAGUAGAAAAUAUAGACGAUAAGAAUGAAUACGAAUCAGUAAAAUUACAGUUUAAGGAAAAUGUAAUAAAAAUACCACAUUUGGUCGAAGAAGAAACUUUAAAUGAAGUCGUAGCAAAUAGAAGUACGAAUAUAUCUACAAAUUCAACAGAAAGUGCAUCAAUGCAAGCCGAAAUCGAAUUGCCGAGGUUAACAAAAGUAUAUAGUGCUAAUGGUGUAACUAUAGAAAGAGAUAUUAUAUAUAAAUUACCACCAACAGCUGAGAAUAUUGUCAUUGAUAAACCUAAUUCAGAAAGCAUUCCAACACUUAAUACACAAGUUUCAAAAAAUGCGGAAAAAGUAACAAUAGGAAUAAAUACAUCAGACCCACAGAUCUCAAAUACAGCUAUAACAGUAUUAAUACCAUCAAAAAUACCAUUAAUUGAAAAUAAUUCAUUUAUUCCAAAACUAAGGAUAUUAAGUACCUUAAAUAAGUUAGAUGCAAUAGAAAUAUUAACAAUACCUAAAUAG